ACCAAUCAAAUGAACACUCCGAUCGGGAUAUGCUUCAGAUAUCUUCUGCUCCAAGACCUUGGCGCGUUCGCUCGGACUGCUGGUAGCGGGAACGCGUGUGAUGAGAACCUCAGUACCGUUAGCCUCUAGAACCUCUCUGAUCCCACGCCAGUGGGUGACCUGCAUAGGCGCGAUAGCCGGUCCAAUAGUCACAGAAUCGAAACCCAGUAGACCGUGGCAGAACACUACUGGAUUCUUGGGGGAGCGAUCUACACUUGAGUUGGAGGUGCUGUUAAACAAGUCAAAUUCAAACGCACAUCGGUUAUGGAUCAAUUCUUGUUCCUGGCGUAAACUCUCUGCUCGGUCCUCGUCGGUGAGCAUGGACUCCACAUUGUCCUUAUUCUCUGUUUGGAACCACCACCGAGCACGCGUCGAAUCAGAACGACCGGGCGGCGAUUCAGAUUUCGAACGAGUAUGGAAUGAGCGUGAGCGCAAUGAAAGAGACGCAAAGUUGCCACGGAAGAUCCAGUGGGACGAGAGUGGAUCGAGUAUACGUCAUUGUCUUCGGGGGAGGCGGACACGCUGUAAGGUGUUGUCACUGAUGAAGUGGGCAGCGUUGAACGAGCGAGGUGGCCUAAAAGCGCAGGGGGGCGGGAAAGCGCACGAGCGGGGGUAAAGGAGUCCGGGAGAUGGGCAGUGGGAGGAAAUCUGAGCGGUUCGGACAGUGCUUCGUUGAGUGACGCGAGACUGGGUGAUAUUGGAGUGGAUGGAGCCGACGAUGUUGGCGACUGUCGUGAGUAGGGGCUCCACGAGCCCAGCCACCGGAGAACAGGUUCCGCAACUGAAGGGGCAACGUUUUCUACCACAGGCUUCCUCAAACCCUGCAUCUGUGUUGGGUCCGAGUUGCUGGAAACGAGUAGGGAUAAUCGUUUGUCUAAAGGAUCGCGAUUUCGAGGAUUAUUUUGGCUGCUGUCGAGGGAUCUGCGUGUGUAGCUCGUGGUCAUUAGUAGAGUGCAUUGAGGUCACGCGCCGACUUCCGAUCGCAACUCCCUUGCAUUUGUCUUCCAUGUUGCUCCCUUCUCUGUUGAAAUCGUCUCCUGGAAUCACGGACACUUUUGCCACGGCCAAAGAACUGGAAACUGCAGCUUCGCUGGGACGCGUCACGACACCAAAAGAGACUGCGCUGUUCGUCUGCGCCUUGGAAGGUACGCAGUGCGAAAUGAGGUCCACUCAGUCCUUACCCAACUGA
Mycena citricolor is the source of this 1228-nucleotide messenger RNA. The record is from the annotation of a GenBank genome assembly. Lineage: Eukaryota; Fungi; Basidiomycota; Agaricomycetes; Agaricales; Mycenaceae.